This is a messenger RNA of Acyrthosiphon pisum (pea aphid), 2800 nucleotides long. Its product is annotated as ring canal kelch homolog. The record is from RefSeq and is a predicted model, not a curated record. Gene Ontology annotation, molecular function: protein binding. Bases 1016 to 2497 code for a protein of 493 amino acids. The transcript has 8 exons. NCBI's taxonomy places the organism in Eukaryota, Metazoa, Arthropoda, Insecta, Hemiptera, Aphididae.
AACAAAAUACAAUAUGCUCAACUUACAGUACAUGUGGGUUGGAUAAAUUUAGAUAUAAUCAACUUAUUACGACUUACAUACAAUUCCCAUCUUACAUUUUUACCUCAAAACUUCUGACUUCAUCAUACCAGUUGUCCAUAUCAAUAUUGAUUAGGUAUACCUAUUGUAUAUUAGCCCAUAUUUCAAUACUAUACCUUUGCCUAGAACAUUAGUUGACCUGUAUAAUUGUUGAUUACUGCAUUGAUUUGAACUCAACUGCAGUAAGUAAGAAAAUAGGUACAUACCUAUUCUAUAUACUUGUUUUAAUUCAAUAAUAUUUUAACAAAUCCAUCUAAUUAUUUAAUAAUUUCUUAACAUCAGUAUUUUAUUGGUUUUGGCAUUCAUGUAGCAGGUGAUCUACCACGGUUUAGUAAUCUGUGAAUUCGGGACAAGUAAUCUACGUACAAAUUAAAAAUAUGUUAUUUUUAAUACUAUACCUACCUACUAUUUUUAUAUAUAAAAACACAUUUUAUUUUGAUUACGUCAUAUCAUACAAAUGUUCAUCAAAUAUCAAAAAAUAAAUAAUAAAUAGCCAAUUAUAAAAAAAAUUCCAAGUACAGACCUAAACAUUUUUAAUAUCAAUCAAGCAUUUUAUAAAAGUAUGUUGAAGAUUUACUGACCUCCACCAUGCUUCAAUUAGAUAACUAUGUAAAAGUUCCUAUGUAAUGCCAUGCAUUUUUCGAAGUAUUUUCAUUUUAAGAUUUAACCAAUGGCAUUCUAUUGUCUGGGUGUUGGCUUCUGUUAGCGGUUAAUACAAUUUUAUUUUUAGAAUGGUUUACAGUCAAGUGAUUAUAAUCUUUAUUUAGUAAAACUUUAUAGGGUUUUCUUUCAUCUGACAUGAUUGUUGUUCCUAGAAGUAUUUCUUUUCCAAUUAUUGAAAUAAGUGUAACUCUAACCCAAUGUUCAACAACAACAAAAACAUUUCAAAAACCCAAAAAAAACCCCCUUCAAUUUUGUAUGAAGCUUUAACACGAUUAUGAGAUUAAAAUUAAUCACAACUUGUAAAAUAUAUUCAAAGCUGUUACCUAUGUCAGUAAAAGAAAUGGAUACCAUUCAGGCUUUAUCUUGUGAAAAGCAAGUUCUGAUAUCCAAAGAAUGUGAACCAACAAAUUUUAGAAAUAACUCUGCAAGAAUACUAGAAGAUUUACAAUCUCUACGCAAAAAUGAAGUUUUAUGUGAUAUUAGAUUUGAAGCAGAUAAUGGUAAAAUUAUUAUUGGACAUAAAAAUGUGUUAAUAGCGGCUAGUCCAUAUUUCCGUGCAAUGUUUAGUAAUUUUUAUGAGAGCAACAAAGAUCUUGUUACUAUAAGAGAAUUAGAUUCCACCAUUUCACAGCUGUUAGUAGAUUAUAUUUAUACUGGAGAAAUUAUAAUCACAAAAGAAAACGUACAGGCAUUGUUAUCAUCAGCAAAUGUAUUACAGUUAGAUUAUGUAAAUGAUAUAUGUGCUGAGUUUUUACAAAAACAAAUGGAUUCAUCAAAUUGUAUUGGUAUCAAAGCAUUUGCCUCGGCAUUUGCUGACUUACAUAACUGUACAAAAUUGUUGUCGAGUUCUGAAGCAUAUAUUAAACAAAAAUUUUUAGAAGUAGCUAAAGGCGAAGAUUUUCUAUCUUUAUCUUCUGAAGAUUUGGUGAAGCUUAUUUCCUCUAAUGACCUUGCUGUUCCAUUUGAAGAAAAAGUAUUUGAAUGUGUUAUGAAAUGGGUAAAACAUGAUUCGGAACAUAGAAUAGAUUUUUUGUCAAAGUUAAUGGAACAUGUACGUUUGCCAUUAUUAAAGCCUGAUAUAUUAUUUAAUAUAUUUAAAGAACCUCUUCUAAGCAAUAGUUCUAAAUGUAACAAUUAUAUAAUCGAAUCAUUUUAUUUUAAUCAUCAAAAAUGUGUUCAGCCUUCCACCAUUCCAAAAAUGAUUAGGUUUAAACCUAGACAGUUUGAUGGUUCUCAAAAAGUUAUUUUAAUGUUUAAUGAGUCUGAUACAUCACCAAAGUGUUAUACAGAAUGGUAUGACCCAGCAACCAAGGUAAGAGGGAAUGCACCAGGGAUAAAUGAUUGUCGUGACACAGCUGGCUUUGGCGUAAUAAGUGAUCAAUAUGUGUUUGUUGUGGGAGGUGUAAAUGAAUUAAGUUCAAAAUCUGUUAGUAUGCUUGAUGUAUCUUCACAAUCACCCUCUUGGUUGCCAUUAAUCGAAAUGUUAGUUAGUCGAAGAUUAUUGGGAGUUGGAAUAUUGAAUGAUUGUAUAUAUGCAGUUGGUGGACGUGACGACACCGGUUUGUUAAAUAGCGUAGAGGUAUUUGAUGUCAGUAUUCAAAAAUGGCAUAUGGUUUCGAGUAUGUCAAUUAAGAGAAGUAGUCUGGGUGUUGGUGUUUUCAAUAAUCAUUUAUAUGCGGUGGCUAAUUAUAUUAUUUAUUUAUUUUUAAUUUGUAAUACAUUUAUAUUUUAUUUUGUAAGUUGGGGGUGCUUCUAAUAGUAGAAGUUUGAAAUCAGUGGAAUAUUAUGAUCCCACACUUGACGCUUGGACACCAGUUGCAGACAUGUUGGUAUGUCGUAACGGUGUUGGUGUAGGUGUUUUGAACAGUCUGAUAUAUGCUAUUGGUGGCUCUAAUAAAGAGUAUCUUAAAAGUGUAGAGGUUUAUAGUCCCAGCAAUGGAGUUUGGUCUUAUAUAGCUGAUAUGCAUUUUUCUCGAUACAGGCCUGGUAACUAAAAUAAUAAUUAUUAUAGGACUAACUUUAAUUAUAUUUUUAUUAUGAAUAAUAUUUAUUUAUUUUU